Messenger RNA from Letharia columbiana, 324 nucleotides. RefSeq lists its product as uncharacterized. Lineage: Eukaryota; Fungi; Ascomycota; Lecanoromycetes; Lecanorales; Parmeliaceae. The record is from RefSeq and is a predicted model, not a curated record. Gene Ontology annotation, molecular function: protein binding. Bases 1 to 324 code for a protein of 107 amino acids. The transcript has a single exon.
AUGGGUACCCCUAACUUCGUCCACCCGUUCUCGAACGCCCCGGCGAAACAAUUUUGGACUAGCGUCAAGAAAGAGAUUCAUUCGUCGGCGAUGCUUUUCGCACCGCAGACCAGUGUAGUGAGAAAUGUCUGUAGCCGGAUUUCCGCAUGGAUACCGAGGUGUCCGAUCACUCCAACACUGUGGAGUCCGGAGCUGCAGAAGCUCGAGGGACACACUGGUUCGGUGAACGCGGUGGCAUUCUCCCAGGACGGCUCGCUGCUCGCUUCUGCGUCACAUGAUGAAACAGUCAGACCAUGGAACCCGAGUACGGGUCAAGAUGGCUGA